AUGAGAAUAAUAAUAAAAAUAUUUUUAAUUUUUUUCUUCCAAUUUUCAAAUUAUUUAAUUUUUGCUGAUGAAAAUACUGAAAAUGUAUUUUUCCACCAAUCCUCUUUAAUUCAUUCAGUAUACGAAUCUGUAACAAUUAAAGUAUAUCCACAAAUUUCUGGAGUUAGAGUAGAAGCACCUCUUCACACAAAUGCUUUCCACACUUACGAGUCAUCAGGUAUUUCUGUUGUAGAACCUGGACUUCCUGUUCGUGUAGUUAUUUUUGGGAUGUUUUUGGAUAGAAUAGCAUUAAUUUCGUUUACAACAGAUAAUUGCUUAAAUCCUGGCAAAGAUGAAGAUGCUUACAGAAUGUGUUUGUUAGAAAAAAGGGAAGAAUUGUCUGAUGUUGAAGAAGAUUUAGUUUUGAUAGACGAAAUGCGUACUUGGAUUAGAGCUACCUCAGACCCCCCAGUCCAUUAUAUGCCCGAAGAAUUACAAUUGCUAAUUAUUUUUUGUCUUUUUAUUUUGUCUGCUCUUUUUUCUGGUUUAAAUCUUGGUUUAAUGGCUCUAUCACCACAAGAAUUAACUUUAAUUUUAAAUUCUGGUUCAGAACGUGAAAGGAAAUAUGCAAAAGUUAUUUUGCCGGUUAGGAAAGCUGGAAAUAAAUUACUUUGCACAAUACUUAUUAUGAAUGUAAUUGUUAAUUCAGCUAUAUCUAUUUUACUUGAAGAUUUAACUAGUGGAAUUAUUGCUUUUGGAUUAGCUUCUAUUGGAAUUGUUGUUUUUGGUGAAAUUGUUCCCCAAAGUAUUUGUAUUAAAAAAGGACUUCAAGUUGGAGCAAAAACUAUUUGGUUAACUCGUUUCUUCAUGUUAAUUACAUUGCCGUUAGCCUGGCCUAUAGGUAAAUUAUUGGAUUGCAUUUUGGGAGAAGAUUUAGUAAAUAUAUUUUACUUUUAAAAAUUAA
This is a messenger RNA of Meloidogyne enterolobii, 943 nucleotides long. The record is from the annotation of a GenBank genome assembly. NCBI's taxonomy places the organism in Eukaryota, Metazoa, Nematoda, Chromadorea, Rhabditida, Meloidogynidae.